UUGUCUGGCAACAGGAUCGUCUGAUUUGUUUACAAACUUUCGUGUUUUUAAAAUUGAAUGGUUACUCUAUUAAAUUUUAAAAUUGUGUAGAAUUUUCAAAAGAUCAUGACAAGUAAAAGGAAAGCUACGGAUAGCCAAGGGCCAAAUAGUGAUUUUUGCGAUUUUCUUUCAGAGCUUGCUGAUUAUGAAAGAAAUGUCAACAGAAAUAUUCAUAAGUAUAAUGCUUAUCGUACAGCAGCUAGUUCUCUUUCAAAGCAUCCAGUUAGAAUUAAGAGUGGCAAAGAAGCUAGAGAGUUGAAAGGAGUUGGAGAAAAAAUUGCUGAUAAAAUAGAUGAAUUUAUCUCCAGUGGGAAGCUUCGAAAAUUAGAAGAGAUCAGGAAGGAUGAUACUAGUCAAGCUAUAACCUUACUGACGAAAAUUUCUGGUAUUGGACCUGCUGCAGCACAGAAAUUAGUUAAAGAAGGAAUAAUGAAUAUUGAAGAUUUAAAGAAAAACACAGAAAAACUUAAUCAUCACCAGAAAAUUGGCUUAAAAUAUUUUGAAGAUUUUGAGAAAAAAAUUCCUCGUGAAGAAAUGGAAGUUUUAGAAAAAAAAAUCAUAGAACUUUGCAAACAAGCUGAUAAAGACUAUCUUGUUACCAUAUGUGGGAGCUAUCGGAGAGGCUUAAAAGAAAGUGGGGAUAUAGAUGUUCUUGUUACUCACCCUAGCUACUCAUCUACUGAUCCUAAAAAACCUAAACUUUUAAAGGAAAUCAUUGAAAAAAUGGAGAAGGCUCAAUUUGUUAAAGAAACAUUAUCUUUGGGUGAUGCAAAGUUUAUGGGUGUUUGUUGCCUGCAAGACGACUAUCCAUUUCGAAGAAUAGACAUAAGAAUUUUUCCUAAUGAUCAAUAUUUUUGUGCUACACUCUAUUUUACGGGAAGCAAUCUAUUCAACCAACAAAUGAGAAGUCAUGCAAUUGAAAAAGGAUUUACAUUAAAUGAAUAUUGCAUUCGACCAAUCGGGAGCAGAGGUAAUCCAGGAGAAUCUCUACCUGUGUCUUCAGAAAAAGAAAUAUUUGAAUACAUUGACUACCCUUAUAAAGAACCACAUGAAAGAAACAUUUAGAAUUAUAAUAAAAAGAGAAAAAAGUUUUAAUAAAAGAACAAUUUUCUUAUUGCAUUACGCCAUGAUUUUUUUAUUUUUAAUUUACUCUAUUUUCAGUUCAUAUUUUAAUGAAAAUAUAUAUUUUAUAGUGAUAAGAGAUUAUUCUUUUCUAUAAUACAUUAUGUUAAAAAAAAUAUUUUUACUUUAAGGAAUUAUCUAUUUAUUUACUGUAAGCUGAAGCAUGAAAUCUAUUUACUAUAACUUAUUGUGUUUUAUAAAAAUGCAUUUUGUUUAAGGGGUUGUCCACCAUUGUGUUGUAAAAAGUUGAGACUUGAUAUUCCUUUAUUUUAUUGUGAACAAAAAUGCUAUCAUCUUUAAGAAUUAUGCAUUUAUUUACUCUAGCAUGACAUUUCUUUACUAUAACUUUAUGUAUUACAAAAAUGUGUUUGUAAUAAGGAAUUACUUAUUUGUUAUAAUAAGCGAGAGCUUGAUAAUUCUGUUAUGUUAUGUUUUUCAAAAUAAAUUUUGAGACCAUAAAACUGAUGCUAAUUUCCCCAUGUUGCUUUAAACCUUAAAUUUUAUAACCAUUACAUUAAAAAUGCUCUAGAGAUUUGCAAUGCAUUUAAUUCUAUUUUAACAUCAUAUAUGAUUUAGAUAAAGAUAAUCUUAAACAACUUUGUUUGGUUAAACUUACCUUUUCAUAACUUCCAUUUUUUCAAGCAAACAUUAGAAUUAUUAAAUUUUUAAUCUUUGAAAGCU
This is a messenger RNA of Parasteatoda tepidariorum (common house spider), 1842 nucleotides long. The record is from RefSeq and is a predicted model, not a curated record. Lineage: Eukaryota; Metazoa; Arthropoda; Arachnida; Araneae; Theridiidae.